Messenger RNA from Rhipicephalus sanguineus (brown dog tick), 2604 nucleotides. Its product is annotated as probable deoxyhypusine synthase. Gene Ontology annotation, biological process: peptidyl-hypusine biosynthetic process. Gene Ontology annotation, cellular component: cytoplasm. NCBI's taxonomy places the organism in Eukaryota, Metazoa, Arthropoda, Arachnida, Ixodida, Ixodidae. Bases 212 to 1330 code for a protein of 372 amino acids. Gene Ontology annotation, molecular function: deoxyhypusine synthase activity. The record is from RefSeq and is a predicted model, not a curated record. The transcript has 3 exons.
UCCGCGCACAUUGGUUCACAUGUGUUAUCUCAUCUGAAUCGCGUGUGUCGUUGUGUGACAGAACAAACGUUCGCAAGUGAUUACGUGUGGAGUAAAUGAAACCGCUUGUCAGAUGGGGGCUGGCGACAAUCGAAGCACCGUUGUGACAAGUUUCUUGAGCGCACCCCGUGCUUGCUUACAGCAUUGUUGAGCACCGGUUUGUCGCGGCAACAUGAGUACUGAAUGUGAACCGACGCUUGCGGUGGAUUCCGUAUUGAGAAGGUCGGGAGAGCUGCCAGUUAAAGAAAAAAUCGAAGUUAAAGGCUAUGAUUUCAACGAUGGCAUCGACUACGCCCGCAUUCUUGAAAGCUACAAGUGCUCUGGCUUUCAGGCGACUCAUUUUGACCGCGCUGUCAACGAGAUCAACCGCAUGCUGGAAUGCAGAUCUGUGCCUCUCGAGAAGGAUCAGCUUGACCAGCAUGAAACCGACGAGUUCAUUCGUAGAAAAUACGGCUGCACGAUUUUUCUGGGUUACACCUCGAACAUGGCUUCCGCGGGUGUCAGAGACGUCAUCAGAUUUCUCGUGGAACACAAGAUGGUUGAUUGCAUAGUAACAACUGCGGGUGGUGUCGAAGAGGACCUUAUUAAGUGUCUUGCGCCCACCUAUGUGGGCGACUUUACUCUGAAAGGAAGCUCUCUCCGUGAUUUAGGCAUCAAUCGCAUUGGAAAUUUGCUGGCUCCAAAUGACAAUUAUUGCCUUUUUGAGAAUUGGGUGAUUCCCAUUUUCAACAAGAUGCUUGAGGAGCAGCGCAUGCACGGUACCAUCUGGUCACCAUCAAAAAUGAUAGAAAUGUUUGGAAAUGAAAUCAAUGACCAAAGGUCUAUUUAUUACUGGGCCGCAAAGAACAAGAUUCCUGUAUUCUGCCCAGCAUUAACAGAUGGCUCCCUUGGCGAUAUGAUCUACUUUCAUUCAUACCGCAAUCCUGGUCUGAUUGUAGACAUAGCUCAAGACAUUCGUCGCAUUAAUUCAAUUGCAGUGAAAGCAGUACGAUCUGGUAUGGUGAUUGUAGGCGGUGGACUUGUGAAACACCACAUCUGCAACUCAAACAUGAUGCGCAAUGGUGCAGAUUUUGCAGUGUAUCUCAACACAGGUGCCGAGUUUGAUGGCAGUGAUUCAGGGGCAACACCUGAUGAAGCAGUGUCAUGGGGAAAAAUUCGCAAAGAUGCUCGCCCUGUAAAAAUUUGUGCAGAUGCCACACUUGUGUUUCCUCUCCUAGUUGCACAAACGUUUGCCACGUGGCACUUCCAGAACAAGCAAAAGAUAAAUGGUGACAAAGGAAACGUGCUCUGAAGGUUAAUGUGAACCUCCAACAUUGUACUUUUCAUAAUUUGUUACUUGUCUGGUUGCUACUUAGCCUGUGUAUUAUUGUGCAUGAAAGGUUUCAAAAUUUAAUGCUAUUGUUUUUAUGUAGGAAUUUUUUGAAGUCGGAAAAACCUUAAGCUUUUAUAACAUUUCUCUCUCCAGAUGUAAAAUGAAAAGCCAUAAUGAUUGCAGAAAAAAUAUAAUUUAGGUCUUUUUCCACAUUCAGAAUUAAUUGGGUAGCUGCUGGGAGCCUGCAUCUCGCAAGAAAUGGGAUGACCAACAUCUUGUGUAGAAAUGUUAAACAAUUGUGCACUGUGUGUAAGGGAAGACAAUUUGUGGAGUAAUUGUUAAUGAUUGCCAUAAGCGCAGUUAUUGCGAUUGCAAAUGCCGUGAUCCAUGCACAAGACACUGCUUGUACGGCCUAUAAUUGGGCAUAUGCCUGCUUGUAUAAUAGUAUCGGUGAUCAUGUUGUAGAGGCUUUAAAGUGUUAUGCUUAGUGUUGACCUUGUGCCUUCAAAGCUUAAUCUGCUUGUGAGUGUGUUGUGCUCAAGCCCCAUGACACUGAAUGUGAGUUAUUCGGACAGGAAUCGGUUAAAAUUUUGUAAUAGCCUUGGCAUUCUGUGGUCUAUUUAUGUUGGGAUGCAACGUUAUAGUAAAUUUUUAUAAUCUUAUUUACCUGACAAAUACUAGAUAAAUGCUUUUCAAUGAAGGUUGUCCAUCUGGAAGUGCAGAAUUGCUGAGUGCAUUCUUGUGAACUAGCAUUGUUAAUAUAGUAAAUACUACUUUGUAGAUGCAGUAUCCAAUAUAAUGUUAGAAAUGUGGAUACUGCAUUGUAGAUUGAAUAGUGUCCAUUGUAAAAUGCUAUUCAGUUUGCUCUUUUUUUUUUUCCUUAGUGCAGCUUAUUGGCUGUCUGCAUAUCUUAUAAUUUCUCUUUACUUUAGGCUCUAGGGUCAUUACAUUUGCUUAUGAAUAGGCAGCUUUGAAGCGUUUCCGCACUUUGCUCAGUAAAAUCUGAUAGCUGAGACUGCGUUAGUGGAUUUAGAAUUGUUAGCAAAGCGUCGACACUGUUGUUGCUGCCAAUUGAUUAUACUGUUUUAGUAUGCUGUAUGCUGCGUGACCAAGAAUGUACUGCAGUGACAGACUAAUGAAGUCCUGAAAUACAACGUACAUUAUUCCUGGAAACUUCGCAGGCAGUGGCCAAAGGUACUGGAGGGGGGAAAAAUGGAAACCGUGUGCACAAUAAAAAGUAAAAUGAUCUGCAA